Messenger RNA from Punctularia strigosozonata HHB-11173 SS5, 1353 nucleotides. RefSeq names its product mitochondrial carrier. Gene Ontology annotation, molecular function: thiosulfate transmembrane transporter activity; antiporter activity; oxaloacetate transmembrane transporter activity. The transcript has 11 exons. NCBI's taxonomy places the organism in Eukaryota, Fungi, Basidiomycota, Agaricomycetes, Corticiales, Punctulariaceae. The record is from RefSeq and is a predicted model, not a curated record. The coding region runs from base 265 to 1140 and encodes 291 amino acids. Gene Ontology annotation, biological process: malate transmembrane transport; oxaloacetate transport; succinate transmembrane transport.
GCCGCAAACUUUCCGACGCGCCUAAAGCCGUCCUGUACGCUGCACGCUCCGUCGAGCGCGUUACACUCGAGAUAGGUUCCCUUUGACUGCCAGUCUACUGGACGCCUGUUCCCAUAUCGUUCAGCCAUCGGUGCAGACGCCGUCCGUGUUCGUGCUGCCGGCACGCACACGCGUACUUCUUGAUAACCCGUGGCAUCUACAUUGCCGACGGGCAGCCGAUAUAUAAGGGGCCGGGACGUUGAGCCCCAUUCCCCUGGCUUCAACAUGUCCUCAUAUCCGUUCUGGCUAGGAGGUGUAGCCGCCUCCAUGGCCGCGGCAUGCACACACCCUUUGGACCUCACGAAGGUCCGCAUGCAGACCGUUGAAUCGGCACCCGGAGCACACCCCUCCAUGUUGCACGUCUUGCAAAGGACCAUAGCGAAGGACGGCGUACGAAGCCUGUUCACCGGCCUCUCCGCCGCCAUCAUGCGGCAAAUGUCGUAUUCCCUGGUCAGGAUAGGGACUUACGAGAAGGCGAAGCAGAAGCUAUCAGAGAAGGGCAAGCCGUCCUCUGGCAAGCUGCUGGCGGCGGCAGCUGUCUGCGGCGGGCUAGGGGGAAUCGCUGGCAACCCGGCCGAUAUCCUUCUGGUGCGAAUGACUAGCGAUUCCAUCAGACCGCCAGAGAAGCGCUAUGGUUACCCCAACGCGGUCACGGGACUAGUGAGCCUCGUCAGAGAGGAAGGUUUGCGAGGGCUGGUCCGAGGUUUAGAGGCGAACACGAUCAGGGCUAUCCUGAUGAAUGCUUCGCAGGUCGGGUCAUAUGACCUCUUCAAAUCGAGGCUUCUGGGUUCGCAAGUACCGGGCGUCGACUAUCAUUUCCAGGACAAUCUAGUUCUUCACAUGGUGUCCAGUUGUUUAUCUGGUACUGUCGCUACCACUAUUUGCUCCCCUGCCGAUGUCAUGAAGUCGCGCAUAAUGUCUUCGAACGACACGCACAACCCCAUAUUGCUAUUUACCCGGUCUCUACGAGAAGAAGGGCCCAUGUUUCUCUUCAAGGGCUGGACUCCUGCUUUCAUACGUCUCGGCCCACAGACAGUCCUGCUGUUCGUGUUCUUCGAGCAACUGAAGAAGGCCUGGGGUACCGUUCACCCCGCACCUUAAUUCACCCGCUCAUGAUCGAGCGAAUGCUUUGAUCUACUCAGACGCACGUUUCAUUUCGUAGAUCUAGACUGGGACCAGUGAGGAGGUCUGCAUACGUCUAGUAGUCUAGACCCCUAGAUGGUAGACAUGCCCACAUUUCAGGAAUCCGUCCAAUUCCUCAUAUCAUUAUGUGCUCUUUGCUAUUUGUCGCUGUGCAUUAAUCACAUUCUGUUC